Saprolegnia parasitica CBS 223.65 is the source of this 1134-nucleotide messenger RNA. RefSeq lists its product as hypothetical. Gene Ontology annotation, biological process: ribosomal subunit export from nucleus; protein import into nucleus. The record is from RefSeq and is a predicted model, not a curated record. The transcript is spliced from 2 exons. NCBI's taxonomy places the organism in Eukaryota, Oomycota, Saprolegniomycetes, Saprolegniales, Saprolegniaceae. Gene Ontology annotation, molecular function: GTPase activity; GTP binding. Gene Ontology annotation, cellular component: nucleus; cytoplasm. Bases 1 to 1134 code for a protein of 377 amino acids.
AUGAGCCACACACCCGAGUUCAAGCUUCUUCUCGUUGGCGACGGGGGCGUUGGCAAAUCGGCGCUGAUCAAGCGCCACUUGACAGGUCAGUUCGACACGAACGAUGACGUUGCUACGCUUGGCGUCGCGGUCCACCCGCUUUUGUUUGAUACCAACUUUGGCGAAAUGAAGUUCAACUGCUGGGACAUUGCCGGUCAGGAGAGGUUUGGCGGCCUUCGUGACGGCUACUACGUUGGCGCCCAGUGCGCGAUCAUCAUGUUUGACGUCACGUCGCGCAUCUCGUACAAGAACGUCCCGUGCUGGCAUCGCGACAUUGUCCGCGUCUGCGAGGACAUCCCGAUCGUGCUCUGUGGCAGCAAGAUCGACGCCAUGACCCGCAACGUACAAGGCAAGCAAAUCGCAUUUCAUCGCAAGAAGAACCUUCCGUACUGCGAGAUUUCGGCCAAGACCUCCGUGGCGUUGGAGAUGCCCUUCCUCUACCUCGCACGCAAGCUCGCUGGAGACGACAACUUGACUUUUGUACCGGAAAUCAAGCUCCUCGUCGUUGGCGAUAGCGGCGUCGGCAAGUCGACGUUCCUACAACGUCAUGUGACGGGCGAGUUUAAGAAGAGGUACAUCGCCACGCUCGGCAUCGAGGUCCACCCGCUCCAGUUUGACACCAACUUUGGCCCAAUCAAGUUCAACUGCUGGGACUUUGCUGGCCAGGGCUCUCACGAUGACCACUACGCUGACGCCCAGUGCGCGAUCAUCAUGUUUGACGUCACGUCGCGUGUCUCGUACAAAAAUGUGCCUCACUGGUAUCGCGCUAUUCGCCGCGUCUGCGAGAACAUUCCGAUCGUACUCUGCGGCAACAAGGUCGACGUCGAGCGGCACAAUGUCAAGCAAAUCACUUUUCACUGUGAGAAGAAUCUCAAGUAUGUCGAGAUGUCGGUCAAGGCCAACUACAACAUUGAGGCGCCUUUUCUCUGGCUCGCGCGCAAGCUCGCUGGAGACGACAACGUGGAAUUCAUUGAGAUCGCGCGCGAUUACCCUCCAAUGCCAAUCGUCAUGGAUCCGGUGCAAAUCGCUGCUCUGGAAGCCGAAAUCUUUGCAGCCGCGAUGGCACCGCUUCCCGACGACAACGACGACCUUUAG